AUGAUGGUGGAGACGCACCGCGCGCCGGCACGAUGCGCGCGCGCGCCCGAGCCCCGCGUCAAGCCCGCCUCCGCCUCCGCGCCGCCCUCGCUCGCCGGCAGCGGCACCGUCAUGCACCUGCGCCGCCGGCGCCACAAGACCGUGCACUUCGGCGAGAACCUGCUGAUGCAGGUGUGCGCCGACCGCGCCCACCUCGCCGCCCUCGGCGCCCGCGUUCCCGACAUCUCCUUCUGCCACAAGGCGCACACCGGCCUCCGCAAGGGCGACCCGCGGUUCUGCUGCGUCGCGCACCACUGCUGCCUCGCCGCUGGUGCCCUGGUGUCGCUCGCGUCCACCGUUCGCCCGCCGCCGCCGCGCCGCGAACGCAGCGGCGACUCGCACUCGAGCGGCGGUGAGGCCGCUGAGAAGGCGGACGGUGGUAGCGCCAUCGUGUUGAACGAGCCCAAACGGAGAGCGAGACACCACCACCAUCACCACCAUCACCACAAAAUCCACAACUGUCCCUACCAUGACGUUGCGCCUCCGCCGGAGGACCAAACCGAGAAGGCGGUGGUGCCGAAGAAAACGGUAUCGCCCUACCUCUAUAUACCAAGUAAGCUAGAGCCGAAUGUGCAGCAGUUGUUCAGUUUCAUCGAGAGCGUGCUCAGCGCUUGGGCCGCUGAAGAGGGGCUCACCAGCACAGGUGAAUACUCGGAGCCGGAUGAGCGCAUCGUACGUAGGCGCAAGCUCAACAAAUACAAGAAACGCACAGAUGUACUGAAUAUAAGACGAAUUGUGUAUGAAGUGUCCAUAUUACAAGGCGCUAAGUUACUCGGCAAUGUAAGGUUUCGCCAUUAUCACUGGAAAGGCACCGCACAAACUUGUAACGAAGCUUUUCUGAGGAAGGUAAGUUAUCUUUGG
Iphiclides podalirius (scarce swallowtail) is the source of this 900-nucleotide messenger RNA. NCBI's taxonomy places the organism in Eukaryota, Metazoa, Arthropoda, Insecta, Lepidoptera, Papilionidae. The record is from the annotation of a GenBank genome assembly.